AUACAUAUUUUUUUUGUGAAUUGGUAUAUAUAUAUUUGUACCCAAUUCCACCCCCCCCCUCGAGGAAUCCUUUUUCUGUUCUUCUCGAUCAUUAAGUCUUGAACCUUUACUCUCGCUUUUUAACAGUUAUAAUAAACAAUGAGAUUUACUUCAAUCAUCGCCACUGCGGUUUUAUUGACACAAGCUAUUGCACUUGAUGUUGCUUGUUUGGUUUCAGGUGUUCGAGUUGCUGUCGUGGACUUGGAUACUGGUAUCUGUCCAUUUACCAUCCCAUCAGGAUUACCAAUUUUGUUUGACUUUGUUUCUCCUCAAGAUUACAAUAUUAUCUUCUACUACUCAAUUGCUGCUGGUGAAAGAUACUUUAAUGACAUUGUUCAUGCCGGUAAUAUUAUCAGUAUUCCAGCCAAGAUAUUGUUUAACACCCCAGGUGCUCCAUUAUACCAAGUUAGAGCUCAAAAAGAACCAGCUUCCAACUCCACUGAAGCUUUAAGAAGAAGGUUAUGGAAAGAUACCGUCAUUGAAAAGAGAGAUGAUGCUUCAGAUUUUGCAGAAACUCUCAAGGAUCUCGAUGGUACUUUGGUUGGUCCAGAUGUAUUCCAGGUUGUUCCUGUUGAUGAAGCUACUUGUACAGAAGAAAUAACCACUGAAGUUUGUACUGUUGUUAACGUUGUCACCUGUACAAAGACUGUUUGUGAACCAACAACUGUUCCAGCUAAGCCAACUUGCAUCACCACAACUGUCAAUGAAGUUGUCACCGUUUUGACCACUUAUUGUCCAGAAUCCUCAAUUGCUGUACCAACUUUCAUCGUUACCAUCACCGAAGCUGAAACUGUUAUUACUUGUCCAGCUACUCCAGCACUUACUACUGUCACUAGUGCAGGUGUCACCACCGUAGUUGUCACUACUGUUCCAGUUACCCAAACUGUUACCAAGCCAGCUGCUCCAGGUGUUGCUACCGCUACUACUCCAGCUGCCCCAGCCGGUUCUGCUGUUGCUACUGCUUCUACUCCAGGUGCUCCAGGUGCCUCAGGUGCUGCCACUGUUGCUCCAGCUGGUUCCACUACCAAUGCAGUCGUUUCCACUUUCGGAAAUGGUGCUGCUAGUGUUGGUUCUACCUUCUUGGCUUUAGCUUUGAUCCCAUUAGGUUACCUCAUUUAAUCAGAUCCAUAUCUUUUUUGUGAUAUAUUUUAUGGUCAAAAUUAAAAGAAGUUGACACUUAUUUUUUUUUCGUUCCUUUUUGAGAGUGGCUAAUUAUGUUUUUGCAGCCAUAGGAUUUUAACUUGGUGUUCCCAAGGUGGUUUUUUUUUUUCUGAUUCUUGUUUCCUUUCUUUUUUCCACGUUACUGUUGGACAUUCGUUUAUAUUUCUAUGGUUGAUCGGUUAGUUUUGUAAAUG
Spathaspora passalidarum NRRL Y-27907 is the source of this 1394-nucleotide messenger RNA. RefSeq lists its product as uncharacterized. The record is from RefSeq and is a predicted model, not a curated record. Bases 139 to 1158 code for a protein of 339 amino acids. Lineage: Eukaryota; Fungi; Ascomycota; Pichiomycetes; Serinales; Debaryomycetaceae. The transcript has a single exon.